This is a messenger RNA of Colletotrichum scovillei, 4703 nucleotides long. RefSeq names its product choline/Carnitine O-acyltransferase. Gene Ontology annotation, cellular component: mitochondrion. Gene Ontology annotation, biological process: carnitine metabolic process. Lineage: Eukaryota; Fungi; Ascomycota; Sordariomycetes; Glomerellales; Glomerellaceae. The coding region runs from base 1860 to 4469 and encodes 869 amino acids. The transcript is spliced from 3 exons. Gene Ontology annotation, molecular function: carnitine O-acetyltransferase activity. The record is from RefSeq and is a predicted model, not a curated record.
ACCCAUCCAACUUCUUCAUCUAACUUAGCCUCCGUGUCUCCCCGGCGUCUUUCACGAGCAAAACCCACGCCAGCACAACCUUCGCACCGAAUCAGUCAGCCGCCAAGCGCAUUCAGGUGUGUCGCAACUCACAACCCACACACACACUCCCAACCCUUGUGCCCUGGCGCUGGUCUUCCUGUACGGAGUACAUACAUACACCAAGGUCGCAUUAAGCGCAUGCCAAACCGGUGCUCGAUUCGUCCGUCCAACCAGAGCCGUCCAUUGCCACGUUGUUGCGGUAUUCCCCUUCGCCCGAAAGGCUCAUUCACAAUCACCAACGCCACGUCCACGACCCCGUGGGGUUCGCAGCCUGAACCGGCUCAGCCAAGCACUUUUCCCCAACCCCAAGUCUACGGAUACCAAGACUCCAAGAGUAUUACAAGACAAAUCAUCUGCGACCUGCGCCUGCACCUGCUUGUGGGGCCUGACGUCGGAUUUCCAGAAGCGCCCAUCGCCUUCAUUGCAUCACACACCCUUCACUAACUCACUCAUCACUCACUCACUCACUCACUCGGUCAUCCUCUCACGCACCCGCACACGCACGCUCACACUCUCUUCUUUCCCUCCUUCCGCGCCGCCGCCGCCGCCUUCAUCGUAGCCGACAACCCGCUCACUCCCAGUAACAUCGAGUCGCAUCCCGGAACUAGUCCUCGAAUUCUAUUUCCUGCAUCCCCGUCAUCCUGCCUCGACUUCUCUUCACUUCUCGUGGUCAACACAGUCCCUUACAGUAGUAGCCUGUGGAUACUAUUGACAAUCCGAUUGUUUGAAGUGUAACGAGGUGAGUGACAGGUGCCCAUACUGACCUGUGCCUCUGUGUCUCUGCUUGUCCUCGUGCUAGACAGGUCCAUCUGACGGAUGCCUUCACCGGGGACGACCAGGCACCAUGUCUUGACCAAAGAGCCAGCCAUCUCUAACUAAGCUACUGUACAGAAGUCAACUUCAACUUGACAAAUCAUCAAUCUUGCCCGCAAUUUCUUCUCUACGCCAACUACGUUCAACAACUUCAUCUAAAAAGAUAACCAGCGGCCACAAACAGCUGGUUCGACUGCGCCGGUAGGUGACAUUGCUUUCCUUUCCCCUGUCUUGCUUCGUCUUUUAUCCAUAAAGUCUCGGCAGAUUACGAAACUGGCCGCACCCAUAUUAUCAUUUCGCAUCGGGCCUGCGGAGCGAGUUUCACAAGCCAAGCUCCCCUCUGCCUCCCAGGGCCUGACCCAGCCAGCACGGAUUUCCCGAAGUGCCAGUCCCCUCCCCGUUUCCUGUCUUCCGCCAGCCCAAUCAAGCGCUUGCUUCCGGCCUUGCGGUACGAUGCCUCAAGACCUCUGUUCCACAUGUGAAAGGUCGUCCUGUUCCCUCGAGAUGAGACCCCGGGACCCCAGAGUGAACUGGUAUCUGCAUGCCAGCCCCAUCCUAGUCGUCUUUGUGGGGGGUUCCACUUGAUCCCAUCUCGUCUGUACUUCGUACCUAUCCCAUCCGUCUUACAGAUGCGCCUCUCUCUCAGUAUACUAGUGCCUACCACCCUGACUUCACUUUGUCAGCCUCUCCCUCUCUCCUCCGAACUUCCUUAGGCCCGUCGAUAUAUCCCUAGUCCAUUCCCCUUCCUGUAGCCGAGCUGUCUCCUCUUUUCUCUCUUUCCUCCCUCCCUAUCUAUCACACUAUCCUCGGUCGUCCAGAUCUUGUAGCAUUGUCUAGUGUAAUGCCACCUUUUUGCUUUCAAGACUGCCACUAUUUCUACCGCACGGCGCUGCGCGGAUUAAACAUCAGCACCAACGUCUCGCCUCUCUACGCAUAAAGAAAGGACCUACCCUCCGCUAACAACCAUGCCCACUCAAGUCAGAAUCUUUUCGCGACCUAGGCCACUCGGCGAGACUCUCGGGAAGGCCAUUCCUCCUUCCUCAGUUCCCCGUUCCAUCCCAGACACUUCAGAUCUUUGGAAACAAGUCGAACCGUCAAAACCCAAGCAGAGCACAGAAGCCAUCCGCUCUAUGGCAGUAUACACAGACAAGUCCGUCGAGGGCGGUGUCACAUUCGCUGCCCAGGAAAAGCUCAAGCAUUUGCCUAUCCCCGAGUUGGAAGCUACCGCGCAAAAGUAUCUCACUGCCCUGAAGCCGUUACAGUCUGCGCGAGAACAUUCGGAGACCAAGCAGGCGCUACAGGACUUCCUGAAGCACGAUGGCCCGGCUUUGCAGGAAAAGCUGAAGACAUACGCACAGGACAAGACCAGUUAUAUUGAACAAUUCUGGUAUGAUUCAUACCUAAACUUUGAUAACCCGGUUGUCCUUAAUCUCAACCCGUUUUUCCUGCUGGAAGAUGAUCCCACUCCUGCAAGAAACAACCAAGUGACCCGAGCAGCGUCGCUCGUGGUGUCGGCCCUGGAGUUCGUGAGAGCAGUUCGCAAGGAAGAGUUGCCCCCAGACACGGUUAAAGGCCAGCCUCUUUGCAUGUACCAAUACUCUAGGCUCUUCGGAACAGCACGUGUACCCACGGAAAAUGGAUGCCAAAUCGAGCAGGACCCGGAGUCAAAGCACAUUAUUGUCAUGUGCCAUGGCCAAUUCUACUGGUUCGACGUUUUGGACGACAACAAUGAUCUCAUCAUGAGCGAGAAAGAUGUUUCCAUCAACCUGCAGACCAUCAUCGACGAUGCUGCCCAAACGCCGAUUCAGGAUGCGGCUAAGGGGGCCCUUGGCGUUCUCAGCACGGAGAACCGGAAGAUCUGGUCGGGACUGAGAGAUGUCCUGACACGUGAGGAAGGUUCAAACAACGCCGACUGCCUGGGCAUUGUCGAUUCGGCCCUUUUCGUUCUGUGUCUCGACUACACUGAGCCGGUUGACGCCGACGCUCUUUGUGGUAAUAUGCUGUGCGGCACCAGCUUGGUCGAGAAGGGUGUGCAAAUCGGAACCUGCACUAACAGAUGGUACGACAAGCUGCAAAUCAUUGUAUGCAAGAACGGUAGCGCCGGAAUCAACUUUGAGCACACCGGUGUCGACGGUCACACGGUGCUGCGGUUCGCCAGCGAUGUGUACACGGACACCAUCCUCCGCUUCGCCCGGACCAUCAACGGCCAAGCCCCGACCCUCUGGGCCUCCACCAGCCCGGACCCGGCGAAGCGCGAUCCGGACAGCUUCGGCGAGGUCAACACAACGCCGCACAAGCUCGAGUGGGACAUGAACCCGGAGCUCAGCGUCGCUGUUCGUUUUGCAGAGACCCGUCUCGCCGACCUUAUUGAGCAAAAUGAGUUCAAGACGCUCGACUUUAAGCACUACGGCAAGAAUUUCAUGACCUCGAUGGGCUUCUCCCCCGACGCCUUUGUGCAGAUGGCCUUCCAGGCCGCCUACUACGGGCUCUACGGCCGUGUCGAGUGCACCUACGAACCCGCCAUGACCAAGAUCUUCCUCCACGGCCGCACCGAGGCCAUCCGCAGCGUCUCGGACGAGUCGGUCAACUUUGUCCAGACGUUUUGGGCCGACAACCCAGCCGAGCACAAGGUCGAGGCCCUGCGGAAGGCGUGCCAGCGACACGUCAACAGCACGCGCGAGUGCGCCAAAGCAGAGGGUUGCGACCGCCACCUCUACGCCCUCUUCUGCACCUGGCAGCGCUCCAUGGACGAUGAGCUCUCCGGCAGCUCCAACGGCUACUCGAGCCCCAUCGACGCCCUCUCGGAGCAGGACGUCAGCGAGUCCGCCGUCGGGAGCCCCGGCCGGGAUUCGGUCCUCUCCCUCAACGGCGCCGAGCUGCAGUCCUCUUCUACGGGCCGCGCACGCGGCGACAGCACCAACUCGCGCAACGGUAACAACCAGGCCUCGAUGCCACAAAUCUUCGCCGACUCAGGCUGGGACAAGCUCAACAACACAAUCAUGUCAACAUCAAACUGCGGCAACCCCUCCCUGCGCCAGUUCGGCUUCGGCCCCACGUCGGGCGACGGCUUCGGCAUCGGGUACAUCAUCAAGGACGAGAGCAUCUCCAUCUGCGUGUCGAGCAAGCACCGCCAGACAAAACGCUUCGUCGACACGCUCGAGAGCUACCUCCUCGAGGUGCGGCGGAUCCUCCGCAUCACGUCCCGCCGCGGCACCGGCGGCGCGGGCAUGGGCGCCGCCAAGCAGACGCGCGCGCGCGAGCUCGAUCUCCAGGCGAGGCCGAAGCCGCCCAAGGGAAUCAAGUCGCGCGGCCGCCUUAUCACGGCGCACGACGCCAUCAAACCUUCUGUUGCGAGGUCUUCGACGGGCACGCAGUCGCCUACGGAGGAGAGUGUUACGCUUAGCGAGGAUGACGAGCUUGGAGGAUACGGCUUCUUUGACGCAGGCAUGCUCCUCCAAGCACUGAAGGCUCGCGGAGAGAACAUGGAUCCCGGAGAGACGAAACCCUCUGAGCGUGCGGCGGUACAGGCGCGUCGGAGGGAGAUAGGGAAGAAGCUGCGGCUGAUUGACUACUAGCGUUGUCCGUAUGGACGGGUGGAAGCAUCGUGGGACCGUGACUGCGCCGUAUCACAGGGGAAAAUGCUGUGGAAUCUGCUGCGUGUGUGAGUUGAUCUGUGUUGGUAUACACGUCAGCAGAGCAAGGUCUUUUUUGGCCAGUACGAAGCUCGAUACUCGUAUUUUGAAGCGUGUAAAUAGGGAUUUGAGGAAGAGGUUUACCCCUUUGGAUACAUAGCACGCGAAGGAGGGAAG